AUGAAGGACACUGAAUUUACCACCUUGAAUCAUGUGUUUCUGGGCAACAUCAAACAGCUAAGAAGGCAAGGAAAAGAUAUCACAAAUAGCCACCCUCCCAUCUCCGAUAAGGACAUGGCCCAGCUCCAAAACUCCCAGGUUCUGAAUCCCGGUACACCAAGGGUUCUGUUCCAGAAAGUUUGAGCCCAACUCAUUCCUCGUAAAAACAGACGAGAAUGGUCUA
Messenger RNA from Coregonus sp. 'balchen', 223 nucleotides. The record is from the annotation of a GenBank genome assembly. Lineage: Eukaryota; Metazoa; Chordata; Actinopteri; Salmoniformes; Salmonidae.